UCACCGUUGUCAACAAAGUCCAUCACUUUAGCUUUAUUAUUCGAAGAACAAUACACGCAAACGAAUCAGAUACUAACAUCAAUUGCUCCCAAAAAGCCAAAAAAUCCAAACUUUGAAGUAAACCCAUUGCCUCUAAAUUCAAAUUCUUCUCUUUUUUGUGUUAUUCUGCAAAAAAUCCAAUCUUUUUUUUUCUGCAAAAAGGUGGGAUUUGUGUUUUUAUUUUGGUCUUGUCAAUGGCGGAAGACUUUGCAAAGGCAGUGGAAGAUGGUUUAAAGCUAGCGAAACGGAUAUAUUUAGGUAAAGACAAAGCAGUUAUGACGGCGCCGAAACCGCCGUCUCCACCUGUUCAAGGUUUAGCCGAUUAUUACUUACCAUCUGCGCCGAUGGUUUACGCGGUUAUAUCCGACCCGGGGUUUGUUGAUAACCCAGAUUUCCCUAGUUAUCAGCCUCACGUGUACGGCAGGUGUGAUCCACCGGCUUUGAUUCCAUUACAGAUGAGUGGGGUUGAUCUUGAAGUUAAUUGUUAUGGGGAUACUGCUUUUGUUCAAAUUUCUGGGAAAUGGAGGGUCCAUUGUGUUAUGGGUAGUCAUUCUUGUGAUUGUCGUAUUGCUGUCCCUAUGGGAAACCAGGGUUCAAUUCUAGGUGUUGAGGUUGAUCUUCCUAAGAAAUCCUAUUCUACUGAACUAGUAGGACUAGAAGAAAGUAAGUGUAUCGAAAAGAUAGCGAGACCGCAAGAUGGUGGUUUUAUGAAGCCGCAUAUAUUCAUGUUAACGAUACCGCAGGUUGAUGGGGGUACUAAUAUCUCGAUUAAGCUUCGUUGGUCUCAAAAAUUAUUGUAUAACGACGGUCAGUUUACUUUAACUGUGCCCUUUAGUUUUCCCGAAUAUGUUACUCCGGCUGUAAGGAAAAUAUCGAAGAAAGAAAAGAUACAGUUGAAUGUGAACUCCGGUAUCGUAACCGGCAUCUUGUGCAAGGCUACGAGCCAUCCUUUGAAGGAAACAAAACGGCAUGCCGAGAAGUUUUCGUUUUUGUAUGAAUCUGAAGUUCUGACUUGGUCUAAAACGGACUUUAGUUUCUCUUAUAGUGUCUCUUCGAGUAACAUGUUCGGAGGCGUCCUUUUACAGUCUCCACCUUUAUAUGAUCAUGACCAAAGGGAUAUGUUCUGUGUGUAUCUUUUACCGGGAAGUCAAAAGAGUACGGAGGUGUUCAAAAAGGAGGUUGUAUUUGUCAUUGAUAUAACUGACAGCAUGCAAGGGAGACCACUUGAGGCUACUAAGAAUGCAAUAUCUUCUGCCAUGUCUAAACUCGGUCCUGAAGAUUCAUUCAACAUUAUAACAUUCAGUAGUGAGACUUCUCUAUUUUCAACAUCCAUGGAGUUGGCUUCCAAGGAAGCAAUCGAAAGGGCCACGACAUGGCUUAGCACGAAAUCAACUGUUGAGGGCAGUACAUGUAUAUCAAUUCCACUAGAACAUGCAUAUGAGAUGCUAUCAAACACAAGUGGUUCACUUCCGAUGAUUUUUCUUAUUACUGAUGGGGCUGUUGAAGAUGAGAGAAACAUAUGUGACCAGAUGAAAAAGCGUUUGAAAAACAGUGGAUCACUCUGUCCACGCAUACAUACUUUCGGGAUAGGUUCAUUUUGUAAUCAUUAUUUCCUCCGCAUGCUUGCCAUGAUCGGUAGGGGAGAAUUCGAUGCCGUUUGUGAUCUAGAUCUAAUCGACAAUCGGAUACAAAAAUUAUUUAGCAAUGCUUUCUCUACCGUUCUUGCCGAUAUAACCGUUGAUGCAUUCAAUGAUCAUGAACAAAUUGAGGUGUACUCUUCAUGCAUUCCCGAUCUUUCAUUUGAAAGUCCGUUGACAAUAUGCGGGAGGUACGAAGGCAGUUUUCCCGACACCCUUAAAGCUAAAGGUAUCUUAGGAGAUUUGAGUAGCUUUGUGAUGGACUUGAAGAUAGUAAGGGCUAAAGACAUACCUCUCGACAGAGUAUUAUCAAGACAGGAGAUCGAUCUACUCACGGCUCAGGCAUGGCUCUCGGAAAAUAAACAGCUCGAGCAAAAGGUUGCACAAUUGAGCAAAGUGACUUGCAAUAUCUCUGAGUAUACCCGAAUGGUCCUGCUCGAGAAAAAUAAAAUAGACAAGGCCAUAGAAUCUUCCGGAGCUCAAAAGGUAAAGAAAACCGAUCCCCACAAAAUCAAGGAUCCUUUAGCGCCUCGAAAGACACUGCUUCAAAGCCUUUCAGUUGGCUUUGGUGACCUAACUGCAACUGCCGAAAACAUCCGUCCAGGAUUCGAACAACAGAAAUUACCUGACGCGGCCGAGGUUUUCUUGAAGGCAACAUCGGAUUGUUGUGGUCGGAUGUGUAAUCGAUGCUGUUGCAUGUGCUGCAUACAAUGUUGUUCAAAGAUGAAUGAUCAAUGUGCCAUUGUAUUAACACAGAUUUUCACUGCAUUGGCAUUCAUUGGUUGCAUUGAAUGUUGCACAUUGUGUUGUGGACAAGAUGGGCAAUAAAAUGAAGUCCCUGCUGUGUUAUAAAUUUGUUGUUGUUGUAUAUUGGUGUUUAUAGUGUAUACAAAUAUAUUUAUAUUUAUUUGGUUGUACCACACGCAUUGUUAUACGAAACUUAUGUGAUAGUCUAAUGAUAAAGGUGUUCAUCACCCCAUAUGUAAUAUGAGUUUGAGUCAUGCUAGUCGCAUUAUUAUUGUUAGGGCUUUGUUCUCUUCUUGUAAUUCACCAAAAAAAUGAGUAUUUAAUACAUUAUGAAUUUUCUUUUAUUA
Messenger RNA from Gossypium raimondii (Peruvian cotton), 2770 nucleotides. RefSeq lists its product as uncharacterized. The coding region runs from base 234 to 2504 and encodes 756 amino acids. The record is from RefSeq and is a predicted model, not a curated record. The transcript is spliced from 13 exons. Lineage: Eukaryota; Viridiplantae; Streptophyta; Magnoliopsida; Malvales; Malvaceae.